Amphimedon queenslandica is the source of this 2954-nucleotide messenger RNA. RefSeq names its product myosin light chain kinase, smooth muscle-like. The transcript has 17 exons. Gene Ontology annotation, molecular function: protein binding; protein serine/threonine kinase activity; ATP binding. The coding region runs from base 121 to 2835 and encodes 904 amino acids. The record is from RefSeq and is a predicted model, not a curated record. Lineage: Eukaryota; Metazoa; Porifera; Demospongiae; Haplosclerida; Niphatidae. Gene Ontology annotation, biological process: intracellular signal transduction; protein phosphorylation; positive regulation of apoptotic process. Gene Ontology annotation, cellular component: nucleus.
GUGAAAACCCUGGACCCUAACACGUGGUACCAGUUCAGGAUAAUAGCAGUUAAUGAGCAGGGGCAGUCCCCCCCUAGCCUCCCCUCAGACAGGGUCAGGACUGUCAAGACUAAAGGGUGGAUGUCACCUGUUACUAAGAAACGGUUUCUAUUGGAGACUGACACUGCCAGUGAUGAUGUUGAUGGGCGGAGUCUUAUGCCACCUGUUGAUGAUUUGUCCCGUACCUCCUCAGCAGUGGUCCUGGAGACUAACGACUCCUUCAUAAGACAAGACUCUGUUCAUAGUAACUAUGAACUCCUCUCUGGGGAACUGGGAAGAGGUAGGUUUGGAAUAGUUCGGAGUUGUGUGAGUAAGGUCACUGGGUCAGCUGCUGCUGCCAAGUACCUCAAGGAGAGUCAUGACGUGCUUCAAGAAGUGAAGAUAUUGCGUAAUUUGUCAUCAGGCCCCUCCCCCUCACCUCAUGUAAUAUUAUUCAUUGAUGCACUCAUUACUGAUGAGAAUAUAGUCAUCAUUACUGAAGUUGCUGAUGGGGGUCAGCUAAUAGAUUACAUUCUAAGGAUGUACAACAGUUUAAACGAACUAUUGAUAGUUGAAUACGUGAAGCAGCUCCUCUCUGCCCUGGACUAUAUUCAUGAAAGACAAAUAGUUCAUCUUGAUGUCAAGCCUGAGAAUCUAUUAAUAGCAUCAGAGGUGGCUCCUAUACUCAAGUUAACUGAUUUUGGUUCUGCUCAGGAGGUUCCUUAUGCUGGUCUAUCAGUUAGACCAGACUUGAUAGAGUUCUCUUCUCCUGAGGUUGUGUUUGACGAUAAUGUCACCAAAUGCACUGACCUCUGGAGCACAGGUGUAAUCACAUAUCUACUUUUGUCAGGUGUGUCUCCAUUUUUUCACGAGUAUCCAUCAGUUAGUUCCCAGAGGUUAAGCAGAGCCCAAUAUGAUCUAUCACUCCAACUCUUCCACUCAACUUCACCUCAAGCUAUUGACUUCAUUUCAGCUUUACUGAAGAAACAACCAGCGGAAAGACUGACAGCUGCUAGUGCUUUGGAACACCAGUGGAUAAAAAGCUGCACAUCAGAUAAACAGAUUACUGACAUCAGCCUCUCAAGAUUAACUGUCUUUCAGGCAAGGAGAAAGCUACAGGUCCAAUCAAAAGCAGUCAAGACAACAGUGAUAUUCAACCCAAGCCAAACUAGACCACAAUCUAUUGGCAAUGAGUCUGAUACUGCUGAUACUAUUGCUGAAUCAGCUCCAUUGUUUGAAGGAGGUACAGAAGAGAUUCAGGCUCCAGUGGGUGCGUCAGUGACCAUAGAGUGGGAUUACACUGGUCUACCGGCUCCCUCCGUUCAAUGGGAACACAACGAGAGAGCAGUGGUGCCCUCCCGGCGGGUACAGAUGUCUACAAUACAGGGAGUCACUAGACUGAGUAUUGUUGAACUGGUAAAGGCUGAUGAAGGGACCUAUACUUGUUGUAUAUUGAAUAGUCUUGGUAGUGACAUUAGGAACUGUGCAUUGAUAGUCAUUGAUAAACCAGCUCCUCCUUCCAGUGUAUCUGGUGUAUUGCUGGGUAGUUCUACUUCAGUUCUUGUCUCAUGGCUCCCUCCCAUUAAUGAUGGUCAUUCUCCUAUUCUUCAUUACUCUCUUGACACAAGACUAGUUGAUGAUACUGACUGGUCUCUUGUUCAAGAGAGAAUCGAUGGAGCAGCUUAUGUAGUUGAUGACCUUCUUCCAGGGAAGAGCUACUUAUUCAGAGUAUCAUCAACUAACGUCAUUGGCACCAGCCAGUUCAGUAAACCUUCAUCACCAAUACUCAUCACCAAUGACGAUUAUUCCCCUCCUGGUUCAAGCCCUCUAGUAACUGAUCUUCAAGUUCGUUCAUCUGAUUUUAAUUUAGAAUACGAAAUAAUUAAUGAAAUUGGAAGAGGUUCAUUCUCUGUGGUUUAUGAGUGUACUGAACUUACUACUGAUAGACCUUUUGCUGCUAAAUUCAUUAAAUGUUCAAAUGAUGAUCAGUUCUCGGUGGCUUUGAGAGAAUUUGAAAUGAUCAAAAACGUGACUCAUCCAAGAAUUGCCAGCCUUGAGGAUGCUUUCCGAUCAGAGAAUCAUGUCAUACUGGUACUCCAAUAUGUGCCCGGUGGUGACUUAUUCAAUUAUAUUACCAGUAGUGGCCCUAUUGAUGAGAGACAGUCAGCCAGGUACAUCAGACACAUCCUGGAAGGACUGGAGUAUCUUCACAAUAGGAAUAUAUUAUUAAUCAACAUUGCACCGGAGAACCUGGUCCUUGGUGUCGGGUUACAGGAAGUUAAGAUUAUUGAUUUCUCUCAUUCAAAGUAUCUUCACUCAAACCCACAGCUGGAGAUUUUACCGCAACAGAUUAACUACUUAUGUAUGUGUACAAGUACAUGUAUUUUUAUUUAUUUAUUUAAUUCAUUUAAAUUAGCUCCUGAAGCUUUGCAAUGUAGUCCAUUAGCUUUAUCUACUGACUUAUGGAGUGUGGGGGCGGUGGCUUUAUUUAUGUUGUCUGGUCAGUGUCCGUUUGUAUCAGACACAAGGGAUCAACUAAUUAAUAAUAUUCAUACUCUUAAUAUUAAUUAUAAAAUAAAUCCAAUUAUUCAGAGACUCUCCCUAGAUUGCACUAACAUGAUAUUUGAUGGAUUAUUACUAACCAAUGAAAGUAAACGUUUGAGCAGUCACCAGUGUCAGAGACACAGGUGGUUGCAGGCGGGGGUCAGUAGCACUGCCCUAGUGCCCCAACUACAGAGCAUGAACACAAUGGAACAGGUUCAGUACUUUAUGGAUAAAUAUCCAACACAUUUUCAUUCUAACUCUGAUCCAAUUUAAUACAUAUCAAUAAUUAUCAUUAUUAUUAUUAUUAAUUAAUGACACUAUCGUAUUAUCACAUGCAGUAAAUUUUAUCGAUUUUUUAAUCACUUUUAAAGCUUUAAUUGAUUUUAUUAUAA